Molecule: messenger RNA, 1592 nt
Organism: Tachyglossus aculeatus (Australian echidna)
Lineage: Eukaryota; Metazoa; Chordata; Mammalia; Monotremata; Tachyglossidae
Gene: TMEM108
Product: transmembrane protein 108
Exons: 5
Coding region: 142-1572 (476 amino acids)
Biological process (GO): retrograde axonal transport; postsynaptic density organization; dendrite extension
Cellular component (GO): endosome membrane; axon; early endosome
Source: RefSeq, a predicted model, not a curated record
AGCAUGCAAGAAGAAACAAAUGGUAGGAAACGACAGAACUAAUGGGCUGUGAGGAUGUAAGCAUGUUUGAAGGCUCCUACCCAUUCCACUUCAAGACAGAAUCAUGAAUAAACUGGAGGACAAGCAGGACCAGAUGAUACCAUGAAGAGAAGUUUACAGGCCCUCUAUUGCCAACUGUUUAGUGUUCUACUGAUCCUGGCACUGACAGAAGAGCUGGUGUUUGCCUUUCAGGAACGGUCUCCCAGAGAAUCAUUUCAGGGCCCCCUGAGAGAUGCUGCCUUGGUGACGACGAUGCCUCCCCAUGCCGCCGACCGCCCCACCACGGAGCCCGCCCUCGCUGCCAACCGCGAGGCGCCACGGCCCCCCAGCCCUGCGACAUCCCCUCCUCCUCCUCCUCCUCCUCCUCUUCCAUCUUCUCUUCCCCCUCCAUCUCCUCCUCCUCAGCCACCAGCCACCGGCAGCCCCGCUGGCCGGAAGGACACGUACCACCAUGCCCAUAAUCAGAGCGGCCCACACGCUGAGCAGACUCAUCCCUUGGGGAAAAUCUUUCAGAUUUACAAAGGCGACUUCACGGAAGCCACAGAGCCUUAUCCCCGGAGGGAGCCCCUGCCCCGGCCCCCCUCCCCAAGCACCCUGUUCACCAGCCUCCUCCCUGCCCAGUCCCAGGUGGGGACCCCCAUGGAGCCCAACCGCGUCGCCCCGGCUCCUCCCACGGACUCUUCCUUCCCCGAGGACACCGGGCCGGGCCUCGGGCGACCUGAGCUGAAGAGUGACCCCUCUCUCGCCGGCCAAGCUGCAAAGCCAACCGGCCCACCCCCCGGCCCCCAUGCUGAUCCUGAAGCCUCCUCAGUGCCUUAUCAGCCCCCACACUCUGUCCCGGGUGGAAACGACUCCUGGCUCCCUCUGGCCCCGGGGAUCCACAUCCCGUUGUUUGGACGACCCGGAGCAGGAGUGGCAUCAGGCGGUCCCUCCCGGGUCCCUUUGGAGGUCAACGUUUCCUCCCCCUCAGCAAGGAGCUCUCAGCAGGUCCCGGAGAGCGGCCCCACCCUGGCCAGCAACCCGCUCUCCAUCGGGGCCAGCCGGGAGCCUGGCUCCCUCUCCACUGCAAGCUCCUCUGCCACCGGUAACUUCCUCAACAGGCUGGUCCCCGCGGGGACCUGGAAGCCCGGCAUGGCCGGGAACGUCUCCCACGUCACCGAGGAGGACAAGCCCCAGCACAGAGCCACAAUCUGCCUCAGCAAGAUGGACAUCGUCUGGGUCAUCUUGGCUAUCAGUGUGCCGAUAUCCUCGUGUUCCGUCUUGCUGACAGUGUGCUGCAUGAGGAGGAAGAAGAAAACGUCUAACCCAGAGAACAACCUGAGCUACUGGAACAACGCGAUCACCAUGGACUAUUUUAACAGGCAUGCCGUCGAGCUGCCCAGGGAGAUCCAGUCCCUGGAGACCUCAGAGGACCAACUCUCUGAGCCUCGCUCCCCACCCAAUGGGGAUUACAGAGAUAGUGGGAUGGUCCUCGUUAAUCCCUUCUGUCAAGAAACAUUAUUUGUAGGAAAUGAACAAGUGUCUGAGAUAUGACCAGCCUUCGAAAUUGCAGU